Messenger RNA from Apus apus (common swift), 1249 nucleotides. RefSeq names its product WD repeat domain 55 (gene WDR55). The record is from RefSeq and is a predicted model, not a curated record. The transcript has 8 exons. Bases 30 to 1157 code for a protein of 375 amino acids. Lineage: Eukaryota; Metazoa; Chordata; Aves; Apodiformes; Apodidae. Gene Ontology annotation, molecular function: protein binding.
CCCACGCCUGCGCGCAGCGCCCACCCGCCAUGGCGGCGCCGGGGGAGGGCUGCGCCGAGCCGGGCCCGGGCAGGGCCCCGCGCCUGCGGGACACCCCGGAGGACAUCUGCUUCGAGGCGGCGGCCAACGCCAUCGCCCUGCACCCGGCCCGGCCGCUGCUGGCGGCGGGGGACGUGGACGGCGACGUUUACCUGUACUCGUACUCCUGCACCGAGGGGGAGAACCGGCAGCUUUGGUCCUCGGGCCAUCACCUCAAGUCGUGCCGGGACGUCGCCUUCUCCCAGGACGGGCAGAAGCUCUUCACCGUCUCCAAGGACAAGGCUGUCCACGUUCUGACGGUGGAGGAGGGACGGCUGGAGACGCGCUUCCCCAAAGCCCACAGCUCGGCCCUCAACUGCGUGCUGCCCAUCAACCCGCACCUCUUUGCCACGGGGGACGAUGCUGGGGCGCUGAAGCUGUGGGACCUGCGCAGGAGGGAAGCCGUCCUGGAGGCCCGUCAGCAGGAGGAGUACAUCAGCGCCAUGGCCGUGGACGGGAACGGGAAGAUCCUGCUGACCGCCAGCGGCGACGGCACCUUGGGCGUCUUCAACGUGAAGAGGCGACGCUUUGAGCUGCUCUCGGAGCCGCAGAACGGGGACCUGACGUCUGUGGUGCUGCUGAAGAGGGGGAGGAAGGUGGCGUGUGGCUCCAGCGAAGGCACCAUCUACCUCUUCAACUGGGAUGGGUUUGGGGCCGCCAGCGACCGCUUCGCUCUGCGGGCAGAGUCUGUUGACUGCAUGGUGCCCAUCACGGACAGCAUCGUGUGCGUGGGGUCCCUGGAUGGAGUCAUCAGGGCCGUGAACAUCCUGCCCAACCGGGUGCUGGGCUGCGUGGGGCAGCACCUGGGGGAGCCCAUCGAGCAGCUGGCGGUGGCCCCAGGCGGGCAGCUCCUGGCCAGCUGUGCCCACGACCAGAAGGUGAAGUUCUGGGACAUCUCCAGCCUGCGGGGGCUGGUGGUGGAUGACUACAGGAAGAAGAAGAAGAAGGGGGGGCCGCUGCGGGCCCUCAGCAGCAAGGCGCUAGGCAGCGGGGAGGACUUCUUCGCCGACCUGCGGGAUGAGGCUGAGCCAGAGGUGGCAGCAGGGAGCGACGGUGACAGCGACAGCGACAGUGACUGAGGGGCUGGGACCGGGCGGGGGCACCGCUGGCGGUGCUGCCCCCCCCUCUGCACCGGGGGGAACUGGGGCUGUUGUGGCUGAGGGUUCUGGUA